This is a messenger RNA of Microthlaspi erraticum, 645 nucleotides long. NCBI's taxonomy places the organism in Eukaryota, Viridiplantae, Streptophyta, Magnoliopsida, Brassicales, Brassicaceae. The record is from the annotation of a GenBank genome assembly.
AUGGCGUCAUCUCUUGCUCUCAAGAGACUUCUAUCUUCCACCGUCGUUCCUCGUUCCCGUAGCGUCCUUCGUCCACCGGUUUCCUCUCGUCUCCUCAGCACUAACGCCGUGAGGAGCUACGACGACGGCGAAAAUGGACACGGUGUUGAUUUAGACCGCCGCUCUGAUCGCUCUGUUUCUCGCCGGCGUGAUGAUUUCUUCUCAGACGUGUUUGAUCCGUUCUCGCCGACGAGAAGCGUUAGUCAGGUGCUGAAUCUGAUGGAUCAGUUCAUGGAGAAUCCUCUGUUGUCAGCGACGCGAGGCAUGGGAGCUUCGGGAGCUCGUCGCGGCUGGGAUAUAAAAGAGAAAGAAGAUGCUCUUCACUUGAGAAUCGACAUGCCUGGGCUUAGCAGAGAGGAUGUGAAGCUUGCUCUGGAGCAGGACACUCUCGUGAUUAGAGGAGAAAGCAAAGUUGAAGAUGUUGAUGGGGGUGAGGAAGGAGAGAGCGGUGGUAACCGGAGAUUCACAAGCCGGAUUGGUUUGCCGGAGAAGGUGUACAAGAUCGAUGAGAUUAAGGCCGAGAUGAAGAACGGAGUCUUGAAAGUGGUGAUUCCGAAGAUGAAAGAGGAAGAGCGCAAUGAUGUGCGCCAGAUUGAGGUCAACUAG